This is a messenger RNA of Blepharisma stoltei, 558 nucleotides long. The record is from the annotation of a GenBank genome assembly. NCBI's taxonomy places the organism in Eukaryota, Ciliophora, Heterotrichea, Heterotrichida, Blepharismidae.
AUGGGAGUCUUCUACGAGGCUCCUUCAUGGAAGCACGAAGACUACUGGCCAUUUUUGCUUCUCCAAAGAAUUAUGGAAUAUGACCCAAAUGCACCUAUAAACACAAACUAUCCUUAUGGGCUCUACAAUUAUAUGAACAGAUGGUUUGGGGACAUGAAAGAUAUUAAAAAACAAGAAUGCUUAUUUAUCCCUUACAGAGACACUGGGAUGUUUGGCCACUACGCCUCAGGUGAGUUCAUAACCUCAUUAAUCAAGCCAACAAUUGAUAGAAAACAAACAUACCUCGAAGAACUGUCAUUUGAAGAAAUCCAAAGAGCGAAAAAUAAAAUUUAUACUGAGUUGUUAGCUAUUGAAGCAGGAAGCGACAUGAUUCAAACCCUUGGGUGCCAGCUCAUUUAUAUGGACAAAAAAGUACCGAAAACUGAAAUAGCUUCAAGAAUUGCAGCUAUGGAUAAGAAGUAUUUGGAAGCGACUUAUAAGAAAUGAUUUUCUGAAGGAGAUACUGCAUUAGCUAUAUAUGGGCCGACAAGCACAAUACAGAGAAUUAAUGAAGUAUAG